AUGUCUGUGGGUACUCUAUACGCCUGCCGCUCCCCAAGGGUUAGACUCGUAAAAGCUUUGAUUAAGUACUUGAAGCUUGACAUCGAAAUUGUCAAUGCAGCGGAGAGUGCUCAGUUUGCGGAAUUGUUCCCACUGAAAAAAAUGCCAGCAUUUGUUGAUGCCAAGGGAUACAAGUUGACCGAGACGAUUGCUAUCGCUUAUUACUUCGUUUCUUUGGCGAGUGACGAAAAAGCGAAGACGACGUUGCUAGGUGGCAGUGCCAAGGAGAAGGCUGAUAUCUUGAGAUGGGCUUCUGUUGCCAACCAAGAGGUCUCAAGCGCAUUUAUGAACCCUCUCUUUGUGCUUCUGGGCCGCCAGCCGUACAACAAGAAGGUGGUUGAGUCCAGUCUUGCUGAACUUGAUCUGCUAGCUCAAUUUUUCGAACAGAGGUUGAGGGAGUUCACCUACUUGGCUGCUGAAAGAAUCACCCUUGGUGAUCUGGUUGGUGCUGUCGCCUGGGCCCUUCCUCUUGGCAUGAUCUGUGGUCCUGAGUUCAGGGAAAGACACCCUUACUUGACCAGAUGGUUCAACACCGUUUUGGCUUCUCCAAUCUUCAAAGAAGAAUACAGCGACUUCAAAUUUGCUGAAAAGACAAUUGAAGCACCAAAGAAGCCAAAGGCUGAGAAGCCAAAGAAGGAUGCUGAACCAGCCAAGCCAGCCGCCAAGAAGGAAGAACCAGAGGACGCCGAGCCAGCUGCUCCAAAGAAGCCAAAACAUCCUCUAGAGGCUCUUGGCAAGUCCACUUUCGUUCUAGACGAAUGGAAGAGAAAGUACUCCAACGAGGACACCAGAUCAGUCGCUUUGCCAUGGUUCUGGGAGCACUACAACCCUGAAGAAUACUCCAUCUGGAAGGUCGACUACAAGUACAACGACGAAUUGACUUUGACCUUCAUGUCCAACAACUUGGUCGGUGGUUUUUUCAACAGAUUGUCCGCCUCCACCAAGUACAUGUUCGGUUGUUUAGUCGUCUACGGUGAAAACAACAACAACGGUAUCACCGGUGCUAUGAUGAUCAGAGGCCAGGACAACGUCCCAGCCUUCGACGUCGCUCCAGACUGGGAAUCCUACUCUUACACCAAGUUGGACCCAUCCAACGAACAAGACAAGGAAUUCAUCAACAACAUGUGGGCUUGGGACAAGCCUGUCAUUGCCAAUGGCGAAUCCAGAGAAAUCGUCGACGGUAAAGUGUUGAAAUGA
This is a messenger RNA of Torulaspora globosa, 1236 nucleotides long. RefSeq names its product translation elongation factor EF1B gamma (gene TEF4). Lineage: Eukaryota; Fungi; Ascomycota; Saccharomycetes; Saccharomycetales; Saccharomycetaceae. Gene Ontology annotation, biological process: translational elongation. Gene Ontology annotation, molecular function: translation elongation factor activity. The record is from RefSeq and is a predicted model, not a curated record. The coding region runs from base 1 to 1236 and encodes 411 amino acids. Gene Ontology annotation, cellular component: nucleus; cytoplasm. The transcript has 2 exons.